Messenger RNA from Astyanax mexicanus (Mexican tetra), 4205 nucleotides. RefSeq names its product cyclin-dependent kinase 8 (gene cdk8). Gene Ontology annotation, biological process: protein phosphorylation. The coding region runs from base 1774 to 3063 and encodes 429 amino acids. The record is from RefSeq and is a predicted model, not a curated record. Gene Ontology annotation, cellular component: mediator complex; nucleus. The transcript has 13 exons. Lineage: Eukaryota; Metazoa; Chordata; Actinopteri; Characiformes; Acestrorhamphidae. Gene Ontology annotation, molecular function: cyclin-dependent protein serine/threonine kinase activity; RNA polymerase II CTD heptapeptide repeat kinase activity; ATP binding.
CCUAUUGGACUAGGACAGCUUUUUAAUGUUGUACUUUAUUUGUUUUUUGACUGAAUCCUGGCUGGAAGAAGCUCUGUGUCCACACUAGGGUCAAAAUCAUACUGUGUCAGCUGCGACAGUACUGAUCUGACUGGGUGAACACUUUUCUUUUAGUCGCCUAAGUUAUAUAACUUUUAAAUAAGCUGAGGUUAUGUUACAGCUCUGUGUCUGGGAACAUCUUGUACGUAAUGCUGAUAAACGCUGUAAAAAAAAAAAAAAAAAAAAAAAAAGAUAAACAAAUACAGCAUUGCACUGUAGAGAAUGGAUAAAAGAAUAAUAUUACAGGAUGAUAGUUGUGGGUGAUUAUUGUAUCUGGAUUCAAAUUGGUUACAAAUCUGGUCACUUAAACUACUUUAGUAGGUGGUCUGAGAGGCAUUUAAGCCUCAUGGUAAGUGUAAGUGCAUGUGGUUAAAAUCUUAAUCAAAACACAAUCCUGAUACUAAUCACAUGUGACCAGGUUUAAACAAAACGCAUAAAGAGUUACAAAUUCUUUAAAAAAAAAUUCUCAUUUACGAUCCCAUACAUAUUGCAGCAAUAAAAACAGAUAGUGGAAAGAGGUACUGGAGCACAACAUAUUGUUCUGCUUUAGCUGUGCUGUCAUCAUAGCCAAUAAAAGUUUGUCUAAAGUUGGGCAAAACCCUAGAUGCAGUCAAUUAGCCAAGACAUGUUUGGUGACUAAAGUUUGCUUCUUUUGUUUAGAGUGAAAGAUGCUAAGCUAAUUUUGCUAACAAACACUGAACUGUGAUUAAGACAGACACCAAGCUCUUCUCUCCUGUAAAAAAAGAACUGAAGAAUGCAUCCAGAAAUAAAUGUUUUGAAGCAGACAUACAAUUGUGGUUCAGAAUUUGCUUUAGUUUAUAAAUACAGAAAUAAACUACUCCACAGAGUUCUAUUGUGGUAAAGUCAUUCAAGUUCAGCAUUUCCUAGCAAUUUUAGUAUAGCAUCUCCUGUUGUAAACUAAAACACUUCGGAUACCAAAUGUGCCUUGCCUGAUAUAAUACAUCUUGUGCAUCCACUAGAUAAAACUCUUAUUAUCACAUUGUGAAGGGUAGCUUGUGGUUUCUUCAAGUCAAACAAAGAGGCAACUUAUUUUUUCAAACUGUUGCUAAUGUAGCCUUUUAUUGGACAGCUGAAUGAACUUGAAGGCGAGUUCUAUUCAUCAGUUAUGUAAGGUCAGCUACUAGAUGCUUGUGUAAAUUUAGAGAGGGCAUCUUCAUUUUAUUUAAGGAAGAACAUAUUUACUCUUUUCAGUUUCACUGACAGGAAGAUUGAAUAUUUGGGCGUAUUGCUCUUUGCCCCAGGUAAUUUGUGACACUGAGGUUUCCACCCCACGCGGACACUCUAAUUGUUUGCCCAUCAUUACUUCCAUAAAGGACAGCCAUAGUGGCUAACUAACAGCAAAUUUCCUCACUAAAACACUCCUGACUGACCUGUGAGCAGAUUCGGUUUUGGAGCAGCAAACCGGGCCUUCCAAAGCCCAGCCAUUAAAAGUCCAGACAGUCUGGCGGCCGGAGUCUCGUUAAGACUCUUAAGUGUUUAAAGAUGUUUUUUGUUCGCCACAGGAGCUGCUUGUUUACUGCUAAUUUGUUCAUCUACAGUUGGGCCUCAGGAAAUACGUGUAUAGCUCCGUGGGCUAGUUAGGUUAGGGACUUAACUCAAUGCCUUUGUCUCAUUGCCAGAUCUGAGCAUCCUUUGCUGCCUUGGUGAGGUUUUCAUCCAGAAUUAUAUCUGUGGAUGUGCACUGCUGAGAAGAGAAGCAUGAAGGAUGAUAAAGACUAUGCUUUGAAGCAGAUAGAGGGCACAGGGAUCUCCAUGUCUGCGUGUAGAGAAAUAGCUCUGCUUCGUGAGUUGAAGCACCCCAAUGUGAUCUCACUUCAAAAGGUUUUCCUGUCACAUGCAGAUCGCAAAGUGUGGCUUCUCUUCGACUACGCAGAGCAUGACCUCUGGCACAUCAUUAAGUUCCACAGAGCCUCUAAGGCCAAUAAGAAACCCCUGCAGCUUCCACGAGGGAUGGUGAAAUCUCUCCUCUAUCAGAUCCUGGAUGGCAUCCACUACCUGCACGCCAACUGGGUCCUGCACAGAGACCUGAAACCUGCAAAUAUAUUAGUAAUGGGGGAGGGGCCAGAGAGGGGUCGUGUGAAGAUCGCGGAUAUGGGCUUUGCACGGCUCUUUAAUUCACCACUGAAGCCUUUAGCGGAUCUGGACCCCGUGGUGGUCACUUUCUGGUACAGAGCGCCAGAGCUGCUGUUGGGGGCCAGACAUUACACCAAAGCCAUUGAUAUAUGGGCGAUCGGCUGUAUCUUUGCUGAGCUCUUGACUUCAGAGCCCAUAUUCCACUGUCGGCAAGAGGACAUUAAGACCAGUAACCCAUACCACCACGAUCAGCUGGACCGCAUCUUUAAUGUCAUGGGCUUCCCUGCAGAUAAAGACUGGGAGGACAUUAAGAAGAUGCCGGAACACUCCACGCUGAUGAAAGACUUCAGAAGGAACACAUACACUAACUGCAGCCUUAUAAAAUACAUGGAAAAACAUAAAGUCAAACCAGACAGCAAAGCAUUCCACUUGCUGCAAAAGCUGCUCACGAUGGACCCAAUCCGCAGGAUCACGUCUGAGCAGGCCAUGCAGGACCCCUACUUCCUAGAGGAGCCUCUGCCAACCUCUGACGUCUUCGCAGGUUGCCAGAUUCCUUACCCCAAGCGAGAAUUCCUGACUGAGGAGGAGCCAGAGGACAAAGCCGAUAAAAAGAACCAGCAGCAGCAGGGGAACAACCACACCAAUGGGGCGGGACACACAGGUAACCCUGACAACAGCCACGCACAAGGCCCGCCUCUGAAGAAGGUGAGAGUGGUUCCACCCACCACUACCUCAAGUGGCCUGAUUAUGGCCUCAGAUUACCAGCGUUCAAAUCCACAUGCUGCCUACCAGAACCCAGGACCAAGCACAUCACUGCCCCAGAGCAGCAUGGGCUACUCCACUACCUCCCAGCAGCCUCCACAGUACUCCCACCAGACCCACCGCUACUGAGCCCACCCAUGCCCUCCUGCCGCCCAACAGGGAGAAUGUACUGAGGGAGGUGGAUGAGGCUUUGGGACCUGACCCCAAAGGCCACCCCUACCACGUGGGCGCUUUUUCGCGUAGCGUUUACCAUAGAGACACCACCAAGACAGUACAGUAACUAAACACAAACUAACUAACGACGCAUCCAUUCACCGUAACAACGGAGCUACAGCGGAACAUUGUCCUCAGGCGAGGAGAGGAAACCUGAGGAAAGGAAAAACUGAACUGAAAGCAAUUUGCGGCGCGGGGGAAAAGGCGGGAGGGGGGCGAAUACAUGCUUGUGCCAUGGGUCAUUGUUCCAGUUCCAGUACGAAGAGAUUAUGUGACCUUGCAACAAAAAAAGAAAAAAACACAAAAGAAAACUAAACAGCAGAAAAAGAAACAAACUAGUGAUCUCGACAUGUGGUACUGGACAGCUGCACUCAGAUGUGAGACUGGUUUGAAUUGAGUUUAAUCUCCCUCCCCUCCGUUACAAUAGAGCAAAGCCCCCCAGCACCAGUCCCACCUGCACCUGCCCUUCAUCACUCAAAAGUCCUACAGCUUCUCCAGGACUAAAGCUGCUAUGUGACUGCCAGCAGUGACGGUAUGACUGUGUCUGUCUGUCUGUCUGUCUGUCUGUCUGUCUGUCUGUCAGUCUGUCUGUCUGCCCGCCCUCACUCACACGCGCACACACACACACAUACAUCUACUCAAACACACACACACACACACACACACACACACACACACACACAGGUCAUUGCUGGGGACCGAAUUUUCUGUGCUGGAGCUGCUGACUGGAGCAUGAUGAGUGCAUCUAGUGCCCCCUGCUGGAGAGCAGCAGUAGUGUCCUCUGGGAAGUAGAGGAGGGGAGGGGGAAACAAGACAGAAACUUGAGUUUAGUAGUUUAUAAUUUAAUGUUUUGGCUUUGUUUUCACGUUAGGAGAGGUAAACAGCUUCCGUUUUGCUGUGAGAGCAGCGGUUAUGUGCAGUGGGUAAGCCUUAGAACUUCAUGACAAAAAAAAAAAUCAGUUGUGUGGACGGCAGAUUGAACAUGCAUUGUACUGUAUUGUAAUGAAAUAUUUUACAUGAAGCAAGUAUCCUGACAAUAAAGUUGGAAAUGUUUAAAA